Messenger RNA from Cololabis saira (Pacific saury), 1379 nucleotides. It is a transcript of the gene sco1, whose product is annotated as protein SCO1 homolog, mitochondrial. Bases 68 to 964 code for a protein of 298 amino acids. NCBI's taxonomy places the organism in Eukaryota, Metazoa, Chordata, Actinopteri, Beloniformes, Belonidae. The record is from RefSeq and is a predicted model, not a curated record. Gene Ontology annotation, biological process: mitochondrial respiratory chain complex IV assembly. The transcript is spliced from 7 exons.
ACAACAACCGCUGAUCCCAGAGCGGCGGAGCCCCGGAAUCACUUCCUGGCUGCCGUCGAGGUCCAACAUGGUUCCGAGCUGGUUCUGUCCCGGUCUGGGCUGCAGAACCCUGCUGCAGAGCCGGGUCCUGCAGAACCGAGCCGUCCGGCUGACCCACGGCCUGGUCCAGAGCCGAGCCGGCCCGGAGCCGAGGCCGCUGCCCCCGCGCAGAGCCGGCCGGUGCCAGGUGAGUCAAACCUGCAGAGCGACUUCAUGGCUUCAACCCGGCUGCAGAUCUCUGUCCUCGCUGCCCCCCCCGCCCUCCAAAGAAGAGAAGACCAAGAAGUCUGGGCCCGUCACGUGGAAAUCUUUAGCAAUAACGUUUGCGAUCGGAGGAUCCUUGCUGGGAGGGAUGAAAUACUUCAAGAAGGAAAAGGAAGAACUGAUUGAAAAAGAGCGGAACAAGUCGAUCGGGCGGCCGGCGCUGGGCGGGCCCUUCUCGCUGGUCGACCACAACAACAAGCCGUGUAAGAGCGAGGACUUCCUGGGCCAGUGGGUUCUCAUCUACUUCGGCUUCACGCACUGCCCCGACAUCUGCCCCGACGAGCUGGAGAAGAUGAUCGAGGUGGUGGACGAGAUCGACAGAAUCCAGUCUCUCCCCAACCUGACCCCCGUCCUCAUCACCAUCGACCCCGCCAGAGACACCCCCGAGGCCAUGGCUGCAUACGUGAAAGAGUUUUCCCCAAAGCUGAUCGGCCUGACGGGGGCGGCGGCCCAGGUGGAGGAGGUUUCUCGGGCCUACCGGGUUUACUACAGCCAGGGGCCCAAGGACGAGGACAACGACUACAUCGUGGACCACACCAUCAUCAUGUACCUGGUGGGGCCCGACGGGCUUUUCCUCGAGUACUUCGGCCAGAACAAGCGCAGCGCGGAGAUCACCGGCGCCAUCGCCGCCCAGAUGAGGAAGUUCCGGAAGGAGAAGUGAACGACGGCGGCGGCUUCGGCCCACGUCCGGCCCCGGAACAUCGGACCUCGUCGGUCCCGGCGCGUCGGACCCGUCUGAAGCCACGGCCACUUUGUAAAGUGACUUUUUAAAGGGAUAAAAAAAACGAGUGGAAGUGUUUUUAAUCCCCGGAUUAUAACAACGUGAUUCUCUCUGGUUGUGGUUCUGUUUUAAACCCGUCUGGCCCGGUUCCUCAGCGUGAAUCCGACGCCAGGCGGAUGGAGGGUGUUCUAACGGAGACACUGGACUCCCGGCGGGUCGUGACCCUGCAGCCGGACCCGUCAGUACCGGAGAACCGGUCCCUCCAGGACCUCCGGGACCUGCAGGACUUCCAGGAUGGGUCCACAAGGACGUCUUUGUGUGUAAACUUGAAAUAAAAACCGUACGUUAAGUUAAA